Messenger RNA from Nerophis lumbriciformis (worm pipefish), 345 nucleotides. Lineage: Eukaryota; Metazoa; Chordata; Actinopteri; Syngnathiformes; Syngnathidae. The record is from RefSeq and is a predicted model, not a curated record.
AUGUCGAACAGUCGUCAGCUUAGCGAGAGCAGGGCCAUCCCGACCAGGACGGUGUUGAUCAACGACACAACGCAGCUACCUCAUGACUAUUGUACCACCCCUGGAGGCACUUUAUUCUCUACGACUCCCAGAGGAACGCGGAUCAUCUACGAGCGCAAAUUUUUGCUGGACAUGCGCAAUUCUCCCAUAGCCCAGACACCGCCUGCUCACCUGCCUGUCAUCCCUGGCGUGACGAGUCAGAACACAAUCAAUGAGAACCAGAAAAAUGAGGCCAACAAUCAUGUCAACAACCACGAUGGAAAGCCUAUGACCGGUGAUGACGCUCAGUUUGAAAUGGACAUCUGA